Nanorana parkeri is the source of this 777-nucleotide messenger RNA. RefSeq lists its product as uncharacterized. The transcript is spliced from 6 exons. The coding region runs from base 1 to 777 and encodes 258 amino acids. NCBI's taxonomy places the organism in Eukaryota, Metazoa, Chordata, Amphibia, Anura, Dicroglossidae. The record is from RefSeq and is a predicted model, not a curated record.
AUGGACAAGGAACGUGUCCUCUGUUAUGAAGAUAUAAAUCUUUCUGAGGAGGUUUUGAAGUUCGCUGGGAAGACAGAAUUAUAUAUUGGCAAAGGCAAAAAUUCUACUUAUGAUCGCCUUGCUUUGCAGGAUAUUCUGAAAGAACUGACAACUGCUCAGGAAGAGGAUACAGAUAAGGCUAAAGCGACACAAAGGAAGAUUGCUGCUGUGAAAGAAAUUGUGGUUUAUUUACCAAGCAAAAUACUGUAUGGGGGCAAAGAAAUACUAGAAAUGCCUGGAACAGAUGAUUCUGACCCAAUUGCUAUGUUUUCUAUCAGAAAUGCUUUAAGUGAGGUCGAUGCAGUGAUUCUUGUAACAGAAUUUGGUUUCAAAAUAUGUGAAAAAGAAGUUAAAGACAUGCUCUCUGAGAGCGGUUUUCUACAGAAAUUCAAGAAAGACCCAUCCAAUAACAAGCUCAUGCUUAUUGCAUACCCAGAAAAGAACUCAAAAUGGCAGUUUUCAUGUGACGGGAAAAACAAAAUAGAAAAGCUGGAGCAGGAAUCAAAAAAGAAAAAGGAAGGUGAACUGAAAGCAAUUUCAAAAAUUUUAGAUGAGAACUGUGUUGGAGUAGAAAGAAGUCUGGGUCUCUUGGAAUUGGAAUCUCAGAGAAUCUUUGGGUCAUCGCCUGAACCUCGUCCCAAAACUUCUGUAAUAACGAACAAGACCAAAAUACAUGCUGCAUAUCUACUUUUGGGUUCCCGCAUCGCCAACAACAGUCAGAAGACUGUGGAAACAUAG